AUGGCUUGCAAGGGUAUUCGUAUCGGUCCCAGGUACGGUAGCAAGGGUAGCUACCUUACCCAAGCUUGGAUCUCCCGAGUGGUUGAUGUUGCGGAGAGGCAGGUGCUGCGUGGCUUCAAAGGGAAAAAGUCCUAUUGGUAUCACCGGGAGUCACCGCAUGUACUGUGUAUUACCGGUACGAUACAGCAGUUCGAGACGCAUAAGCCGCCCGAAUCCCCCAUCUCGGGAAACUUUGGAGCGGCUGAUUUGGUCCGGGCAGCAGGGCCCUCGCACAGCCGUUGGAGGGGGGAGCCACCUUCUAGAGUCUCUCCCGUCCUGGAGCAACCUGCGCGCGGGCAGAUUUCGGCCGAUCCCUAG
Messenger RNA from Pyricularia oryzae 70-15, 357 nucleotides. RefSeq lists its product as uncharacterized. Bases 1 to 357 code for a protein of 118 amino acids. The record is from RefSeq and is a predicted model, not a curated record. The transcript has 4 exons. Lineage: Eukaryota; Fungi; Ascomycota; Sordariomycetes; Magnaporthales; Pyriculariaceae.